Messenger RNA from Cryptotermes secundus, 2553 nucleotides. It is a transcript of the gene Sting, whose product is annotated as stimulator of interferon genes protein. Gene Ontology annotation, biological process: positive regulation of type I interferon production; autophagosome assembly; innate immune response. The transcript is spliced from 10 exons. The record is from RefSeq and is a predicted model, not a curated record. The coding region runs from base 255 to 1427 and encodes 390 amino acids. Gene Ontology annotation, molecular function: cyclic-di-GMP binding; 2',3'-cyclic GMP-AMP binding. Gene Ontology annotation, cellular component: autophagosome; endoplasmic reticulum membrane. NCBI's taxonomy places the organism in Eukaryota, Metazoa, Arthropoda, Insecta, Blattodea, Kalotermitidae.
UGAGAGAUUUGUGUUGUGAUCGAUGUGGUAACAUAAUCGACAUCGAUCGAUAUGACGUGUACUCUGGUUCUCUGGUCUUCUAAGUCUAAGUGUUCUAAGUGUGUGUGCUUCGUUUUUUCGUUUUAGAGGUUUUAGAGCGAAGUAGAUACAGAACGUACAGAAGAUAGUGACCAUAGUGACUGAUGUCUUGGCAGUACGUAAUGGCGUAUUUUGUAAAUACUUGUAGUCAGUGAUUUUGACACGGAGGUGGUAAAAUGUAUAAUGUAGCAAGGGAGAAAAGUGAUGGAUCUAGAAUUCAGUAUCCACGUGGAUUACCAGGUGACAGAGGCAACAGAGCACAGAUGUGCAUCGCUGGUUUUAUUGCUAUUUUAUUAAUUAUUGGAGGAGUAGUGGUGAACCAUAAAGAAGGCCUGGGAGAGGUCAUAAUGUAUGAAGUUACAGGAUUAGCUGUUGGAGUAACUACUAGUGUAUUGCUACAUGUUGCUUUGAGAACAUUUUUGUUGGCUGAAGAACUACACCACAUUCCUGGACGAUAUCCAGAUAAACUAUGUGCAGCUUGGAAGGCAUACACAUUCAACAUGAAAACCCUUUGUACUUCAAGCAUAUCUGCCAUAGUUGUAUUGCUUAUUUGGACCCUAUUCCAAAACCCAUAUGUAUACUUGUGGUCUAAGGGACUGAUUGCACAUAAUGUGUGUUAUCUAUCUGGUUUCUAUUUCUCCAAGCUGAUUCAGAUGGAAUAUAGUACAGUUCAUGUUUCAGUUCAAAUUGACAAAAUGAACAGUUUGGAUUAUGGAAGUGGAAUGGCCUAUAACUUUUUCUAUGGAUAUUUGCGCUUGGUUCUUCCAGAGUUUGGAACUCAAUCUGUGAAAGGUAUUAAAAAGAGAAUUGAAACGUUCAUCAACAAACAUCGCCUUUCAGAUAGUGCAUUCCCAGUAAAGAAGUUGUUUAUUUUAAUUCCCAAGAGCCUUUAUAUACCCACAGACCUUAAGGAUGUUUCUACAGACUGGCCUGAUGAUAAAUGUUGGAUGGAUGCUGCAAUGAGUUUGGAAGAUCAAGUAUUUGAUCGCGCUGGAGUUAAACAGAGGCUAUAUAAAAAUUCUGUAUAUAAAAUAAAGAAUAGAGACAGUCCAGGAGCACAGCCAGUUUAUGUAGUAGCUGAAGGUGCCACACCCUUAAAAACAUGUUAUGAUGUGAUAAAUGGGGAUCCAAAAAUGUCACGUGUUUUUAAAGAUCAUCAACACGACAUAAUAUUAUCAUUUUAUAAAACACUACGAGACAUUAUUAGAGACAGUGAUGACUGUAGAGAUCUUUGUGAAAUUAUCUACUAUGUAGAUACAGAUGAUAAUAAGAAGAGAAUUAAUGUAGCAAGGAUAAUAUUGGAGAGAAUACAAGAAUUAACUGGAAGAGAUCCCGUACAGAGACAUUGAAACUACAAAUGAAAGCUGAAGACUUGAUAGUGUUAAUGGAUGCAGCCAAUGGUAGACACUGUUUGUACCUGUGGUUACAAUUUUUAUUAGUAACUUUACUGAGGCACAAUAGAUCACUGUGUUCGUGGUGCAAGUGCCAAGAAGUCCCACCUCUUAUACAUUCAUACAUUCAACUUACUGUUUUAUAGAAUACCAAAGAGACAUACUUUUGUUGUCCUCCAGUUGAAGAACCAUACACAUAUGGUAUGGUUACAAGGCAAAACCAUGUGUUGUGUGGUUUUUAAACAUCUAGGUAGGAAACUUUAUAUUACCAAACAUGAUGAUCAGGGAAAUGGCAGGGAAGUUGGUCGUACAUAUUUGUUAUAGUACAAAUUGUUCCUAGUAUGUGUGCACAUACAAAAGUGCACACAUGCACUAUUUCCUGUAUAGUAUUAAACAUUUGAAAUAAUGGUUCUGUAAAUUUUAACACUUUUGUGUUCACAUACAAAGACAUAAUCUGUAUUGUGAUCUUGUGCUGUUUACUAGCAGAACUGGCAUUAUAAUGGUUUUAGGUACAGUAGAACUGAAACUUCUCUUCUUGUGAUAUCCAACAAUUCACUUUAUAUAGAAAUAUAAUUUCCUUAGGCUGUUGAGACUUUAGUAACUUGACAGUCCAUCCUAUCAGCCGAUAGAUGUGUGAGCCUAAAAACUCACAGUUGUGAUGCAAGAGAACAUAUAUUAUAGUUAAUGCUGAGAGAAUUCUACAUAUAUGACACCCUUUGAUGUAUCUGCUGUAAAAUAGUCACAAAAACUGUAUGCUGCAGUAGCAUAGUUGUUACUAUUUACAUGUUAUUUUAACAAAGCUGUCCAUAACUUGGAUCAUGUAGCAUUCAGUGACAGGGUGACUAGUGAAUAAUGAAUUGGAAAGGACAGAGAACGAAGCAGUUGUGACCUAACUUGAGAUACUGUUCUGACAUUUGCUUAAAUUCAGGAGUAGAGGUUCUGGUGUAGAGUGUACAUUCUCCAAAGUUAUGGAAGCUUUCUGUAUUUUGAGGAAGGGGUGUUUAUUGGCUAUUAAAAAUAAACAUCAAUCAGAAAAUAUUCUGAUAUUUAUUUUAUCUUGACUAAUGUAAGUAUUAUAUUUAUU